This is a messenger RNA of Klebsormidium nitens, 1938 nucleotides long. The record is from the annotation of a GenBank genome assembly. Lineage: Eukaryota; Viridiplantae; Streptophyta; Klebsormidiophyceae; Klebsormidiales; Klebsormidiaceae.
AUGUUGACAAAGGGCAAGGGAAAGCACCCGGGGGACGGAUUCUCGAUCCAGGAUGGCAACCACCAGAUCGUCCCUUCAUUGACAAGGCCUUCGGCGCCCAAAAUGGACAUCAAGGGGGACCAUCUUUCCAUCCAGGACAUCAUCGAUGUCAGCCUCUUGGGCCGCCACGUGCCGCUCAGCCAUGACGUGGACGACCACGUGGCAGCAGCCCACCAGCUGAUUCUCGACCGUCUGAAGGCGGGUCAACCCAUGUAUGGGGUCAACACCAAUUUCGGGGGGCUGGCAACCAAACAGCUCACGGCAAACGAAGCCUCUGCUCUUCAGGAGAACCUCAUCUGGGGCCUCAAGAGCGGGGCGGGUCGCAAGCUGCCCCCCUAUCUAGUUCGUGCAGCCAUGCUCAUCCGCGCAAACGCGCUGGCCAGGGGGGCUUCGGGCGCCCGCAGGAUCCUCAUCGAACGGUUGCUGGCGUUCCUGAAUGAGGGUGUGACACCUGUCGUACACGAGCUGGGCUCUAUUGGCGCGAGCGGCGACCUUAUUCCGCUGGCGGAAAUUGUCGGCUGUGUCAUUGGCCUCAGUAAGGCCUACCGGGUUGUGGACCAGAAUGGGAGAGAGCUCGACGCCCUGGCAGCGCUUGCUGAGAUGGGCCUUGAACCACUUAGGCUGGAGCGGAAAGAAGGCCUCGCGCUCGUGAACGGCACCUCCAUGAUGAACGGCAUCGCGUGCCACGUCAUCACCGACGCUCGCAAGCUGCUGCGCCUCUCGCUGUACUUGCACGCCUUCUACAUCCAGGCGCUCGAGGGAUCCCCCGAACCCUUCUCCGCGUUUCUGCACCAGUGCAAGCCGCAUCCGGGGCAGGUUGAAGCUGCCAGACUCAUGCGCGAGCUGCUAAAGGGCGGGAAGGUCCUUCCGAACGCCGAGCAAAUGCUCGAAUCGGAUAAGGCGCUGAUUCAAGACCGGUACUCUAUUCGCUGCCUACCGCAGUACAUGGGACCGAUCCUGGAUGCGUUCGCUCUCAUUGAGAAGCAGGUUGAGAUGGAGGCGAACUGCGUGGACGACAAUCCGCUGGUGGACGUGUCCGCCGGAAUGGUGCUAAACGGGGGCAACUUUCUGGGGCAGUACAUCGGAACCGGAAUGGACCUGUUACGAUAUCACGUCGCCUUACUUACGAAGCAUCUUGACACACAGAUUGCAAUGCUAGUUACGCCCAGCAUGAACAACGGGCUGCCUGCGUCGCUAGUUGGCACACGAGCUGACGAUACGGGAAUCAAGCUCGGCUUGAAAGCAUUGCAGAUCUUCGCCAACUCUGUCCUACCCCGGUUGAUGCACCUCGCUUCCCCGAUAACGCACCUCUUCCCGACGCAUGCGGAGGAGUAUAAUCAGAACAUCAAUUCGCAGGGUUCAACUCUGCCAACCUGGCAAGAGAGUCUGUUGGUCUUCUAAGAACCUACCUUUCGGCUGGGGUGAUUUUUCCGAUUCAGUCAAUAGAGCUACGCGCUUUCGCUAGGGAGGGGCACUAACAUGGCGAGGCAUUUUUGUCGCCUGCGUGUCGCCCUCUGUAUAACGCCUUUUACAAGGCAUUUGGGCAGCCCAAUCAAACGACGAAGCCGUUCGUCGAAAAGAAUGGCGACCAGGAUCUUGCAGACUUGAUUUCGAGAUUGGAGAUUGACCUUGCCAGCGUGGACAGCAGGUUGUUAGACAGCGUCUGUGAAGGUUGAAGUACAAAAUUUGAUUCAAACGCGUAAGAUUACAACAUAGGACAUAUACGACGGUACAGGCUUUCGUGCAUGUAGCGAACAAGGAAGCCCAUAUAUACAUGUGUGCAUGCACACGAGUCACCGUCCAGUGCGCUGUAGGCCGCCUGGGGCCACAUUGCAGUAGACCUGACCCUCUUGUAUUUAGUACAGGAUCCAGAUGUCAGAGCACCCCGCGAGCAUGGCC